This is a messenger RNA of Acaulospora colombiana, 216 nucleotides long. The record is from the annotation of a GenBank genome assembly. Lineage: Eukaryota; Fungi; Glomeromycota; Glomeromycetes; Diversisporales; Acaulosporaceae.
AUAGAAGAAACAAUCACUAUUGAAAAUAGAUCACAUCUUAAGAAAGUAUGCAAAGAGAAGAUAUCAGAUACUCAACAACAUACCUACACACUAGUAAAAAUCAAUGACUUCAAUGUAGAAAUAGAUAUCAAAGAAGAGGUAGAAUUAGAUCAAAACCCAAAUAAGGAAGAUAUUGAAGAAGCAUGCAUGGCAAGUCCCAAAAUAAUUAAAGAAAAG